AGCGCAGCCUACAGGUUACUGCGACAUGACAUUGGCGGUAUUGCAGACAAAUGACUGGUGAUAGCGGCGAAUCUUGUGCACGAGACACAUUCUAAUGACUAGGACAAUGUAUAUCCUAAGAAGAAUGUUCACAACGCAUCAGCCAAAGUUCUUCCCCACCCCGCGCCCGACCCCGCCCGUUGUUAGGUGUGGUGCAAUCUCUCACAGUCCAGUCGAAGCCGACGGCGGAAAUCUGUACGGCUUGAAUAUUGUUUGACUGUAUGUGGUACUCGACUCGUCUUACCCAGGUUGAAACUUGCUGCCCGCAUUCCGCACUAACUUGAGAACUAACAGAGUGUGUGGCUCAGGAUACUGUAUCGGACGUCAUUGACAUUCUCUUGGUGAAACAAAAUUUGCUGUGAAACAGAAAUCCAAAGAUGUCUUAUGUUUCAGAAAUGACAAUUUAUCUGGUGCGACCCAAUGUGAAUACGCGUGGAGCAACUGUCAAACCAUAUGCUAACUUUAAUCAAAACACUGAUGCUGCUGAUUUGGAGAAAGCCCUCAAAGCAAAAGGGGUAGAUGAAGGAACAAUAAUUGAUAUCAUGACAAAGAGAACCAGUGUUCAACGUCAAAGAAUAAAAUCUGCAUAUGAGCAGCUAACGGGCAAGUCAUUGGAAGAUGGUCUGAAGAAAGGCCUUUCUGGCAACCUUCAAGAAGUAAUGCUUGCUCUUUUGAAAACUCCAGCACAGUAUGAUGCCUAUGAACUUAGAGCUGCUAUGAAGGGUCUUGGUACAGAUGAAGGUGGUCUUAUAGAAAUUCUUGCAUCAAGAACCAAUAAAGAGAUUAAAGAAAUAAAUCAAGUUUACGCAACAGAACUGAAGAGAGACCUAGCAAAAGACAUUGCAUCUGAUACCUCAGGAGAUUUUAAAAAGGUCUUGGUCAUUUUAGCAGAGGGAAGCAGGAGUGAAGAUACACAUGUAAAUGAUCAACUUGCAGAUGCUGAUGCCAGACAUUCCAGUUGUACAAGAAACACAGUGAAAAUGAUAUGAAUAAAGUCGUUGAACUCGAGUUGAAAGGAGACAUUAAGAAAUGCUUUGCUGCUAUUGUGAAAUGUGUUGAAAAUAAAUCAACUUUCUUUGCUGAGAGACUGUACAAAGCAAUGAAGGGAUCUGGUACACGGCAUAAAGAUUUGAUUCGAAUUUUGGUUUCUCGCUGCGAAAUAGACUUAAGUAAUAUCAAAGAUGAGUAUAAAAAAUUGUAUGGAACCACACUUCAUCAAGCCAUCUUGGCUGAAGGAACCAAAGGAGAGUAUGAAACAGCUUUGCUUGCUCUGUGUGGAAGAGACAACUGAACUGCCUUUGCAAAGUACUCUGGUAGUACUGAAAAAAGCACAAACUACUGUACUAUACUUACACAUUUUCCAUAAAACACAAGUAAAACAGCAGUCCACUGUUUGUUCUUGCAAAUCAUUCCAGGGAUUAACCAAACCAUUAUUUUAUUCAAAAGCUGUUGCAAUAGUGGCUGUUUGUAAUGUUCAGGACCAAAUUUAAUUCCAGUUUUUAUUGUAUCUUUUGUUAAGUAAUAAACUUUUUGUGACAUUCA
Molecule: messenger RNA, 1581 nt
Organism: Protopterus annectens (West African lungfish)
Lineage: Eukaryota; Metazoa; Chordata; Ceratodontiformes; Protopteridae
Product: annexin A1-like
Biological process (GO): response to interleukin-1; granulocyte chemotaxis; positive regulation of wound healing
Cellular component (GO): plasma membrane; cytoplasm
Molecular function (GO): calcium ion binding; phospholipase A2 inhibitor activity; cadherin binding involved in cell-cell adhesion
Source: RefSeq, a predicted model, not a curated record